UUUAAUUUGCAUUAACUUUUUUCCAAACAUGGAAAAAAAAUACCCGAAGGAUUGCGCGUUGAUACCAUCUGAAGUCGAGUAUCCAGAAGAGCCGCCUGAUUGUGUUUUUUGUUGGAAGGUCCGUCAAAUAAUACCACAACAGAAAGUGCGCCUUCUUAAUCCUCAGUACUGCUGGCUUUAUCCAAAAUACGAACGCCGGCUAUUAAAAAAAAUUGAGCCAAAUUUCGAUCACUGCAAAACUUUGUAUACGAAAUGCGAUUAUCGUUUGGAACAAUGCGCUUAUUAUAUAAUAAUUCAAUUAGAGGAUCAAUUUCGGGCGCACGACGAGUUGGUUAAAAAGGAAAUGAAGCUGCAAGACGAACUGUUGGAUGAUAUGUGGUUGCAAUCUCAGAGGUUUAUGUUAUUAACUGGUCAAGGCGUUUGCGUUAAACCUUAUCCGGAAAUCAUUUCGAAGAAUACUGAGAAGAGAGCUCUCUGCAAGUUCCAUCGUGAACUACGACUUGUUCAUGAAUCCAAUUGUUUGAUAGGAUCCUCAAUGGCAGAAAUACGAGUUUCGUUCACUGAAUUAACGCGACGAUGUGCUCAACUAGAUAUGACUGUAGAAAGCCCGCUCAUAAAAGGAGCUUGGUAUAUGCAAUCUUUAAAAUAUGUAAGAAAUUUAUUGGACGAUUUAUUUCAAUACUUCUAUCAACAUAUAUGCAAAUUAAAAUGUUGGGCUCAACUUUUGGACCCCGGUGACCCCGAGGCUAUUGAAGAUUACAUGGCCUUGAUUAAGACGUUCGAGAAUAAUGGAAAUAAUUUAAUGCAGUACUUUGAUAAGUGCCUGUGUAUGCGCACAAAGCGCAAGGAGUGCCUUAAGCCUCACGAACCGUGUUAAAGGGAUAUAAAUCGCUUAUCAGAAUCGCGUAUAACAUAUAUUUCGAAUUUCAAUGAAGCAUAAAUUCGACUUCGUAGCUAUGUGGCAAUUUUCUAAAAACCCACAUAAAUUUGAAAACUUUAUAAAAAUUAUUUUGUGGGAGAGAGAGAGAGAGAGAGAGAGAGAAAAAGUUGGAGAAAUUAAAUCGUGCAGUUACAUUUUUGGAAAUAUUUUUGAAGAUCACUUCCAUUUCCCUUGUAUCAACAUAAUUCGUGGAACUUUCGUUUUGAUCCUAGAGAAUAUAUUUACAAUUUAAUAAUAAUUGUUGCGGGUGGCAUUAUUUUUUCCAUAGCACCACGAGCCUAUCUAAAUUCUUAUUUAAGAUAUCGUCGGAACUUUAUGCACCUGCUGAAGUAUGCUUUUAUACCAAAAUGAAAAGUUUUUGUCAAUUGUGGCUAUACUGCACUACCAAAGGCCAUCAUCUGCCCGAUGGAUUUAAUCAAAUUUUAUGCAUAUAUUUUAGAAUAUUUUGUUUUACGUCUUUUUUGCCUUAUUUUUCAUCGUUUUACUGCCUUUGAAGUAACACCUGUUGCUGCACAAAGUGAAAAGCAAGACUGGAAGCAUCAUCUCAGAGCCCUGACAUAAAUCCAAGAGAAAAUCUGUCGGAUUAUCGCAACAAAAAGGUUCAGGAGCGCACGGUUCCCAGCAAAACAGGAAUGCGGAAAAAUACCAGCUGACUUGCAACUAUUUAAUCGAAUCCAUACCAAGCAGACUCAAAACAAUGAGCUGCAUAAAAAGUAUCUAUUUUCCAUUAAUUGACGCUUUUUUAAAUUUAAUUAAAACAACAAUAAAUCAAAUUUUGCUUCCCGUUUUUUAUAGUUAUGUAAAUGUACAAUGAAAACUAACUACAUAAAUUUUUGUAUUAAUUCCCUUUCGAUAGAUUUGCCAAUACCGCGUCCCAGUUU
This is a messenger RNA of Glossina fuscipes, 1821 nucleotides long. RefSeq lists its product as uncharacterized. Bases 29 to 877 code for a protein of 282 amino acids. The record is from RefSeq and is a predicted model, not a curated record. NCBI's taxonomy places the organism in Eukaryota, Metazoa, Arthropoda, Insecta, Diptera, Glossinidae. The transcript has 3 exons.